This is a messenger RNA of Suricata suricatta (meerkat), 2854 nucleotides long. RefSeq names its product neuraminidase 4 (gene NEU4). The coding region runs from base 371 to 1768 and encodes 465 amino acids. Lineage: Eukaryota; Metazoa; Chordata; Mammalia; Carnivora; Herpestidae. Gene Ontology annotation, molecular function: exo-alpha-sialidase activity. Gene Ontology annotation, cellular component: cytoplasm; lysosome; membrane. Gene Ontology annotation, biological process: ganglioside catabolic process; oligosaccharide catabolic process. The transcript has 4 exons. The record is from RefSeq and is a predicted model, not a curated record.
GCCCUCUCACUGCUCCUCUAUCUCCCUUGAGGCACAUGUGGGAGUCAUUUGGGGGACCCUGUGGGGGUGGCUCUGCUGUACCUCCCCAUGCGCUCCAGCUUUGCUCAGGAGCCCGGGGUCGGGGAGUGGGGCGGGCAAGGCGGCUGGUGUCCUUCUAUGGCCCCUUCCCUGCAGGAGACCCACUGGCGCACCCUCUUGGUUUCAACAGGCUGCCCCCCUCGCCUGGCCACUCCCAAGAGUCCCUUGACCCCCAAGCCUAAGAAGGGUGGUGGCGGCAGCUAGGGCACCUUUUCCAAGAAGCCUGCGACUGUGGCUGUGGAACGCACGCUGUCUCCCGGGCUCCUUCCUGCGCAGGUCGCGCCCGCAGAGCAUGGGGGCCCCGCGCGUUCCGGAGCGGACCGUGCUGUUCCAGCGCGAAAGGAGCGGCCUGACAUACCGCGUGCCCGCGCUGCUGCCCGUGCCGCCCGCGCCCACCCUGCUGGCGUUCGCGGAGCAGCGGCUCAGCCCCGACGACGCGCACGCGCACCGGCUGGUGCAAAGGAGGGGCUCGCUGGCCGGGGGCUCCGUGCGGUGGGGCGCCGCGCGGGUGCUGGGGACGGCGGCCCUGGAGGAGCACCGCUCCAUGAACCCCUGCCCGGUGCACGACGCCCGCACGGCCACCGUCUUCCUCUUCUUCAUCGCGGUGCGGGGCCGCACGCCUGAGGCCUCGCAGAUCGCCGCGGGCAAGAACGCCGCGCGCCUCUGCUGCGUGACCAGCCGGGACGCUGGGCGCAGCUGGGGCGCCGCCCGGGACCUCACGGAGGAGGCGGUGGGCGGCGCUGAGCAGGACUGGGCCACGUUUGCUGUGGGCCCGGGCCACGGCAUCCAGCUGCGCUCAGGCCGCCUGCUGGUGCCAGCCUACACGUACCACGUGGACAGGCGGGAAUGCUUCGGCAAGAUCUGCAGGACCAGUCCGCAUGCCUUUGCCUUCUACAGUGACGACCACGGUCGUACCUGGCACCACGGAGGCCUUGUGCCCAACCUUCGUUCGGGCGAGUGCCAGCUGGCCUCGGUGGACGGCGGGCAGGCAAGCAGCAUCCUGUACUGCAACGCCAGGAGCCCCCUGGGCAGCCGCGUGCAGGCGCUCAGUGCAGACGAGGGCACCUCUUUCCUGGCCGGGGAGCUGGUGCCUGCCCUGGCCGAGACCGCCCGGGGCUGCCAGGGCAGCGUCCUAGGCUUCCCUGCCCCAGUCUCCAGCAGGCCGAGGGGUGACAGCUGGCCAGUGGGUGCCAGGAACCACUCCCGCACUUCACACCUCUGUCUUGGAGUCCAGGAACCCUCAGAGGAGGGCCCCAGGGCGAUGGAAGGGUGUAGGGACAGCCCCGAUGGGCUCUGUGGGAUCACGGCGGCCUGGACCCCGAAGGUGCCCAGGCCUCUUGCCACCCUGUCUCAGAGCCCCACCUGGCUGCUGUAUUCCCACCCAGUGGGGCGCAGGGCUCGACUCCACAUGGGAAUCUAUUUGAGCCGGUCCCCCUUGGACCCCCGCAGCUGGACAGAGCCCUGGGUGAUCUAUGAGGGCCCCAGUGGCUACUCUGAUCUGGCAUCCAUCGGGCCAACUGUCAAGGGAGCCCUGACCUUUGCUUGUCUGUUUGAGAGCGGGGCCAGGGUCUCCUACGAAGAGGUCUCUUUCUGCAUGUUCUCCCUCGCUGAGGUCCUGCAGAACCUGCCACCGGCCCCCCAGCCACCAGACCUCGGGGGCAAGCGUCCGGAGCACUGCCGGCCUUCCUGACGGCCUCUCUGGUCUGACCCGUUUGUGUGUGUGUAUGCCUUGAAAUACAAAACAAAAGUAGGCAGACUUCUAGGAGAAAAUAGAUCCACUGUUACAGUAGAAAAUUGUAGAUGCAAGUCUCAGUAACCAACAGAGUGAGAGACAAAAUCAGGGGCACACGAAGCUCUAGCCAGCUUGCCCAAAAACGUGGCUCCGCGGACACAUGCAGAGCACUGCAUGGAACAGAAUGCACGGUCUGCUCAAAAUUGAUAUUGGCUCAUGGAGUCAAGUCUCUACAAGACUUCAAAGGGUUGAGAAUUACAGUGAAAUUGAGCCAGAAUAAAAACAAAAGGGAACUUAAAAUCUUCCUUAUGGGAACGCCUGGAGGGCUCAGUUAGUUAAGCAUUGGACUCUGGAUUUCGGUUCAGGUUGUGAUCUCACAGUUCAUGGGACCGAGCCCUGGGUUGGGCUCUGUGCUGAGCUUGGAAUUCUGUCCCUCCCUCUGCCUCUGCCCAUCCCUCGCUUGAUCUGUGUCGCUCAAAAAAAAGUUGUUUUUUUUUUUAAUCUUCCUUGUGUCUGAAAAUUGAGAAACACAAAUCUGAAUUACUCCUGGUUCAAAGAAGAUGCUACAGUGAAAAUGAGAAGAGACAUUGAAAUUAAUUCUGUGAGCACUGCAGGCAACCUGUGAGCUGAGCUGAGCAGUAUGGGCUGUGUGGGGGCGGGGGAGGUGUCCCAAUGCCACCACCUUAGAAAGUGACGGUAAGUGGACCCCAGAGAAGCUAAGGAAGGGAACAGGCAAGAGCAGGACUAGAGUGACAGGAGACCUCAGACACCAGAGGGAAUGAACAGUCAGAGCUGGGUUUUUAGAAAACUAACAAAACUGAUAAACGCCUCAUGAGGCUGAUCGUAAAAGACAGCGAACACACAAAUAACCAGUAAUGACAACGAGACAGGACACAGGAGGCCCCUAUGGAUGUUCACAGACUUCAAGAAGAUAUUAGGAAUUUUUUAUAUGAAUGGACAAUUCCUGGAAAAAUACAACUUAUUAAAAAGGAAAUAAAGAAAAUCUGAAAAUCCUAUUAAAGAAUUUAAUUCUGUAAUUUAAAA